This is a messenger RNA of Penaeus monodon (black tiger shrimp), 1808 nucleotides long. Its product is annotated as nucleolar protein dao-5-like. Lineage: Eukaryota; Metazoa; Arthropoda; Malacostraca; Decapoda; Penaeidae. Gene Ontology annotation, biological process: maturation of LSU-rRNA from tricistronic rRNA transcript (SSU-rRNA, 5.8S rRNA, LSU-rRNA). Gene Ontology annotation, cellular component: nucleolus. Gene Ontology annotation, molecular function: RNA binding. The record is from RefSeq and is a predicted model, not a curated record.
CGGAAUCGGACGCAUUACGGUAAACAAGCGAGGUGCUCCUGCGAGAGGGACGACACGUGCUUCAGAACAUCUCAUGGUGAAGAAUAGUGAGUUUAUUAAUGCAAGAUGAAGGUCAUAAAUAGUGCCAAACCAAAGCCUAAAUUUAUGAAGAAGAGGAAGCAGCAGGUGAAAAAAGUCCCCAAAGUAGAGGAGAAGAAGGAAACCGAAUCAGGAGUUGUCUUUAUCUCUCACCUCCCGCAUGGAUUUUAUGAUAGGGAACUAAAGGCAUUCUUCUCACAGUUUGGAAAACUCUCAAGGGUGUCUGUACCACGGAGUGAAAAUACUGGUGCAGUAUGUGGUUAUGGCUAUCUGGAGUUCCGUGUGCCAGAGGUUGCAAAAAUUGCAGCAAAUACAAUGAAUGGUUAUUUGGUUAAAGGAAAGAUAUUAAAAUAUGAAUAGAAUUCUCAGUCAAGAAGAGAAGGACAAGAAACUGAAGCGGUUAAAAAAGAAGUAUGCAAAAAAGUUAAGGGAUCUAGGGAAAGAAGGUGUUCUUGUUGCCUUGAAUGGGAUGCCAAAUCACACAAACAUGCUGAAAAGGAUAAAACAAGAAAUGGAUCCAAAACUGAAGGAUAGUGGGCCACGGACUGAAAAUAUAUACUUGGAGCGGAUAGACUGGUUUGAAAAGAAGUUCCAGGAAGUGAUAGACUCAGGCGGUAAGCUUGACUUCAAAAUAAAGACUGCUGAAGUGAGGAAGAUAAGAGACAAAGCUUUGGUGGAAGCCCUCAGUCCGGAGCAAUUGAAUACAUUAAAGGAACAGAUUAAUUCCUAUAAGAAGCAAAUGAAGUUAAUGCAAGCAGAAGGCAAGAUCAGUGGGGACUUAAUCCUUGAUGAUGUUGAAGAGACAAAAGGAGCAGAGACUGAAGAAUCCGACAUGGAGGAAGCAGAAGAAGACUUGGAUAGUGAAUCUGAUGUAGAAGAUGAAGAGGAUUUCUCCCUCGAUGAAGAUGACUUUUCCAUGAAUAGUGAAUCUGAGGAUGAGGAGCAACAUUAGCCUAAGUGCACCUGAAGGGGAAAUCAAGAAGAAUGAACCCCUAAAAGCAAAUAAAAAGAAGGCCUCUAAAGGAAGGAAAAGGAGAGGCAAGAAAGCAAAGAAAGCCUUGAAUGGCACGUCUGUGGAAGAAGGCGAGGAGAAACAGGAUGCCAUGGUAGUCGAAGUUGACGGAAGUGAUGAUGAAAUAGCGUUCAAAACUCCUCCAAAUAUGGUGAAGAAGUUUGUCAAGAUCACUCCAUCAUCACCUGCAAAUAAAAUCCAAACACCUGAAGGAAAGAGUACAACCACUGAGCAGUCCCUUGUGAAGAGUCUCUUUAGCAAAAAGAAAGGCCUGCCAUCAACACCAAACAAAGCUGAAGAUAUACUUCAGGUUGUUACUCCCCAAACUGUCAAGUUGACACCAGGAGCCAAAAAACUGGGGAAGAAAAGGAAGACAGAAGAAACUACACCUUCUGAUAGUAAAGAAGAACCCACAGCUAUUCUGAAGAAAACACCCAAGAAGAAUGGAAAGACUCCUUGUACCCCAUCUUCAUCAUCAGCCUUAGAUCAAGUAACAAAAGAACCAGUCUCUGCAACAGCAACAUCUGUUGGUGAAAAUGAACCAGUUGAGGCAAAGACUCCAAAAACAACUAAAACUUCAAUAACUCCUAAGAAAACUCCUAAAGCUACUCAGAAAACUCCCAAAAAGGUUCCUGGUACACCAGCUGAUGAAAACAAACCAAUUGAGGCAAAAACCCCUAAAACAACUGAUUCCUCAAUAACUCCUAAGAAAACUCCU